Molecule: messenger RNA, 1675 nt
Organism: Erythranthe guttata (spotted monkey flower)
Lineage: Eukaryota; Viridiplantae; Streptophyta; Magnoliopsida; Lamiales; Phrymaceae
Product: nucleosome assembly protein 1;2
Biological process (GO): nucleosome assembly
Cellular component (GO): nucleus
Source: RefSeq, a predicted model, not a curated record
UUAAUUUAUUAUUUAUUAGUAUUAUUUAUGAUUGUUUAUUAAUUCACUCAACUAUUUAUCCCCUCCUCCCUGACAAACGAGCCCUAUCUCCCGCUCCCCUCUUUCAUUUUAGGGUUUUUGCUUUUUCUCUCUUAGGGUUUUUCGGUCGGCAGCCUCCGCCACAAUGAGCACCAACAAGGACAACUUCAACGUGGCUGAUCUCAGCACUGCUUUGAAUGCAGAAGAUAGAGCCGACCUUGUUAACGCUCUCAAGAAUAAACUUCAGGAUCUCGCUGGUAAGCACUCGGAUGUGCUCGAGAGUUUGACCCCCGUUGUCAGAAAACGUGUCGAUGCGCUAAGAGAAAUUCAGACUCAACAUGACGAUUUGGAGGCAAAAUUUUUCGAGGAGAGAGCAAUACUCGAAGCUAAAUACCAGAAGUUGUAUCAGCCACUUUACACAAAGAGAUAUGAAAUUGUAAAUGGUGAAGUUGAGGUUGAAGGUUCGGAGCCAGCAAAAGAUGUCGAGGAGAAAGGAGUACCUGAUUUCUGGCUCAUUGCUAUGAAGAACAACGAGGUUCUUGCUGAAGAGAUCUCCGAGCGCGAUGAAGGGGCUCUCAAAUUCCUCAGAGAUAUAAAGUGGUCAAGAGUUGAUAAUCCAAAAGGCUUCAAGCUUGAAUUUUACUUUGACACUAACACAUUCUUCAAGAACUCUGUGCUUACUAAAACUUACCACAUGAUUGACGAGGAUGAACCUAUUUUGGAGAAAGCAAUUGGGACGGAGAUCGAGUGGUAUCCAGGAAAAUCUUUGACUCAGAAGAUUCUGAAAAAGAAGCCUAAGAAAGGUUCCAAGAAUGCCAAGCCGAUUACUAAAACAGAACAAUGUGAAAGUUUCUUCAACUUCUUUAGCCCACCCCAAGUUCCCGAGGAGGAUGAUGACAUAGAUGAAGAUGCUGCUGAAGAGCUCCAAAAUCUGAUGGAACAAGAUUAUGACAUCGGGUCAACGAUUCGAGACAAAAUCAUUCCUCAUGCAGUUUCGUGGUUCACGGGAGAGGCUGCACAGGAUGAGUAUGGCGAUAUUGAAGAAGAUGAUGAUGAAGAAGAUGAAGAUGAUGAAGAAGAUGACGAGGAUGAUGAGGAAGAAGAUGAUGACGAGGAUGAUGAGGAGGACGAUGAAGAGGAAAGCAAAAACAGGAAAAAGUCAUCAGCUGUACGCAAGAAGGGCGGCGUAAGAGCACCUGCAGGUGACGGACCGCAGGGUGAGAGGCCUCCGGAAUGCAAGCAACAGUAAACUGCGCGUCCUUCAAUAUAUGAAAGGGUUGAUUAUUAGCAGCAGCUGUGGCGGUGUGUUGAGUUAUAUUAUAUAUCAGUGUAUUUACGAAAGCAGCAUCUGGAGUAUAUUUCCUCCAUUUUUCUGUUCAUUGGUUGAAAUUUUUAUUUUCUUUUUAGUUUGAUUGUUUCGAACGAGAGAGAGAGAGAAUGAUUAAAAUAGUUUUAAGAGAUGGUAUGAGACUCUGUCUACUGGUGGUUUGUGUUCGAAUGCAUUAUUACCAAAUGCUUUUACGGUAUUUAUAAUUUUGUCGUCAUUGUGGUAUCUCUUGUUCGGGUUUGGUAUGCUUUUGUGAUAUUCGCAGUCACAAGAAAAUCUGGCUUGAAUGGUUGUGUAUCAAUGCAGAGUGAAAAUUUUGAGUUUUGUGUU